Molecule: messenger RNA, 1295 nt
Organism: Cephus cinctus (wheat stem sawfly)
Lineage: Eukaryota; Metazoa; Arthropoda; Insecta; Hymenoptera; Cephidae
Exons: 2
Coding region: 106-843 (245 amino acids)
Source: RefSeq, a predicted model, not a curated record
CCGUGUUUUGUAAUUUCUUCUUGUUUCCUGGUGAGCCAAUGUACGUUUAGCAAUAAUCAGUAGCGACUUGGGUGGCUUAAUGGGAAUGCGUCUAUUUGAAAAGAUAUGAAUAUUAUGGAUAGCCAUGUGGGUACCCUUAUGCGAUUAUGCUCGAGAAAUCCUAUAUAUUCGCUGUCGUUGGCGAUCGGCCGAUUUAGAAGCGCCUUAAAAAUUGUGAGGUUCGUCGUGACAAUUGUAUUAAAGUGUAAAAUGAAAUCAAGCGCUCUAUUCGUGCUACUACUGGUUACGAUCGUACAAUCGAAGCCAAUCGAUAGAUCGAUAGACGAAACCGAAAAUGAAAUAGAGAAUGGAAGCCAAAGUGACUACAAAAAUUCUCCGGAUGAUCCAAAAGAUUCCAUAGCGGCUGGUAGCGAUUUAAUAACAGUGCCAAAGGACGUGGAAACUCAGAAAUCUGAUAAUGUUAAUCAGGAUAACAUUGAACUGGUCGAAACCACAACGCGGAUACCUCAACCGCCUGCGUCCUGGUUCCUGACGCCACUGCUUCAAAAAAUCCAAUUCUCUCCGCAAGCCUUCUUGCAAGACAGGCUGGGGCAAAUUAAAGAAAUUUUUAAGAACUUGGCAGCUGUCAAUCCACAGAAUGCAAAACAGUUGGCAGCAACUUCCGGUUUGUUAAAUCUCGUUGGCUUGAGCGAACCUGGAUUUUACACUGACCGUCUGGACGCUGCUGGUUUUCUUGGUGGUAACGGGUGGUUUGCUAAUAAGGGGGGAAUUCUUGGUGGACCCGGCGCACUGGUCUCCACCGGAAGUCUCCUUACAGAUUAUCCUACUCCUUACAAAAAAUAAAAAAAAAAUUAAUUAUCUAUCUCAAUCACAUGAAAAUGUAUAGUCAGUGUCGUCAUUAUUAUUUUGUUAAUACAUUGCGAUCGCCUUUUGUUCCGUCUUAGUGAAACAUUAGUUUUUGUAUACAAAUUUUUUGGAAAAUUAUGUGGAUUCAAAUUUAUUGUACAUUUUUUUUAUUUAUUUAAAUAAAAUAUACUGAUCAAAUAUAUUUUUUGUGAAAGUAAAAAAAGUGUGAUGCUAAGCGAAUUUCUUGGAACUGUCAGAGUAUUUUUUGAAAGUACAUUUAAAAGUUAUACUACUUACUGGUAUACGUAAGGCACGCCUGAACGUGGCUGAAUAUUGUGUAAUUCAUACGCGAGUGGAAAAAUAAAGAUUAAAGUAAAUCCUGAUGAUUUAUUUUCCGCGUGCUAUUUCAAAUACGUCUGUGCCUGGAUAACCUAUGGUACAUUAUUCGC